CUAGCGGGACCCAGAGACCAGACCGAGAGGCGCAGAGGACAGUCAAUUACAGCCGCUCCUGUCUGCCUCCUCCUCAUUAUUUUUUUAUUUUUCUCUCAUUUUGCGUCUCCUCGUCCUGUGUCUGCCACCCCUCCCGUCCCGCACUGCAAAACACGCACUUUUCGGGCUUGGUGGAAAAUUACGGCAUGCGUAGACCUGUAAUUACGUCUUGCAAUGGACUCCUUUUGUUCCAGCGCUAAAAGGAGCACUUGAAGCGGCGACAGUAAAGCGGAGAGCCAUCCAGUGGAAAUACUAUCUGAUAACUCCAUUUACCUCUGCGCUCCGCUCGCUGCCAGCUCGCGCGGGGAGGCCGACGGCGCGCCGCUCAGUGCGUCCGCUCGCUGGGUGUUUUUUUCCCCUUCCUUUCUUGCUUUCUUUCUUUUCAACCUGUACUUUUUUUCGGGGAGGGGGUACGGACUGUUGUACCUGUUUCCCGACCUACCUACCUGCCCUUCAAGCCGUCAACUUUUACAACCAUUACACUUAAAAGAGACAAACGAGGGACCAUGGUGAAUCCCGGAGGCAGCAGCCAGCCCCCUCCGGUGGGCGCGGGCUCUCUGUCCUGGAAGCGGUGCGCCGGCUGCGGGGGGAAAAUCGCAGACCGCUUCCUUCUCUACACCAUGGACAGCUACUGGCACAGCCGGUGCCUCAAGUGCUCGUGCUGCCAGGCUCAGCUGGGCGAAAUCGGCACGUCGUGUUACACGAAAAGCGGCAUGAUCCUCUGUAGAAACGACUAUAUCAGAUUAUUCGGGAACAGCGGAGCCUGCAGCGCCUGCGGUCAGUCGAUUCCAGCCAGCGAACUGGUGAUGAGGGCGCAGGGCAACGUCUACCAUCUCAAGUGUUUCACAUGUUCCACCUGCCGGAACCGGCUCGUCCCCGGGGACCGGUUCCACUACAUCAACGGCAGCCUGUUCUGCGAACACGACAGACCCACAGCGCUCAUCAACGGCCAUUUGAGUUCACUGCAGACGAACCCGCUGCUGCCCGACCAGAAGGUGUGUUAGACGGGGGAGCAGCGCGGGAAGCAGGACGUGUGCCUUCAUUUUAGCCCUUACUCAUUGUCACCUGAGACAGAGUGCAUCAGCAGCACCCCGGCCUUUUCACUUCUUCUUCUUCUUCUUCUUCUUCUUCUUCUUCUUCUUCUUCUUUUUUUACUUGUGCUCCCAGUCCCUGAAGGAAACCUCUUCAACCCCAAAAAACUGAAAAAAAAUAUUUUUUUCAACCUCAUAUCCAACACUUAGCCUUCAACACUUGGCUUUUUUUUUUCCUCCAACAAAUGUGUGGAUACUUGCACUUAUCGUAUCCGAAUUGGGACGCUGAGGACUUCACGACCUUGGGGAUGGAGGAAAGAAACUCUACAGAAAAAAAAAAAGGAGACGAUCAGAAUCCAAGGAGACUUUUUUUGGAAGAGAAACUCAAUAAGACAUCGAGAGGAGAUUGAAAGAAAGCGCAAAAGACUAAUGAGGCUUAAGAGAUGCAGGCUUUUUAAACUCUGCACAUUUGUUUAAAGACAUUUUUCGGGAGAGAAAAAUCGGGGAAAACCUUUCCAUUUUUCCUCUUCUUUUUCUACCCUCAUUUCCCAGCAACGUGGUGUUUCCACUUUCUAUAUUUUAUGUGUUGUCAAGGGGGGAAUGUGUUUUCUUCUUUUUGUUAUUUUUGGUGGUAUAUAUAUAUAUAUAUAUAUAUAUAUAUAUAUAUAUAUAUAUAUAUA
Salarias fasciatus (jewelled blenny) is the source of this 1750-nucleotide messenger RNA. RefSeq names its product LIM domain transcription factor LMO4. The coding region runs from base 546 to 1043 and encodes 165 amino acids. The transcript is spliced from 5 exons. The record is from RefSeq and is a predicted model, not a curated record. NCBI's taxonomy places the organism in Eukaryota, Metazoa, Chordata, Actinopteri, Blenniiformes, Blenniidae.